Molecule: messenger RNA, 2720 nt
Organism: Onychostoma macrolepis
Lineage: Eukaryota; Metazoa; Chordata; Actinopteri; Cypriniformes; Cyprinidae
Product: pancreatic secretory granule membrane major glycoprotein GP2-like
Exons: 10
Coding region: 145-2121 (658 amino acids)
Source: RefSeq, a predicted model, not a curated record
AUGCCAACACCAUUUCAUGGCUGGCGUCCACUGUAAAUCCAGAUAUAAUCACUGGACCCAGCAUCACCUUGAAUUAUGAGCCGUGCAAUAACUACAACAUACUAGACAACUACUGGAGAAGCACAUUCAAUUACUGGUCUAUGUAUGGAUACACCUCUGAUCAUGAUGACACUCGUGUUGAAUGGGAUGGCUGGUAUCGACUCUUCAUUGAUGGAUCAAGUGCUCAGAUGCCUGAGUGGUGUUUUUCAUUCUAUGUCAUGUGGAGGAGUUAGUUCACUGUAUCUUGGUGGCUCUCAUCCUCGGCUAGAAGAUGGUGUUGUUACUCGUGAAGUUUAUGGAUCUCACCAUGAUCAGUGCAGUUACUACAGAUCCGAACCAAUCCAAGUCAAAGCUUGUCCUGGAAAUUAUGUCUACAAAUUUACCAGACCAACUCUUUCGAUCCCAGUUCCUGUAUAUUGUGCAGUACCUUUCAGUACCCCAAGUGUUGAUCCCUGCUACAACUACACCAGUCUGGAUGAGCCUUGGAGAGCCACUGACAAUCCUUAUAACAACUAUUACUACUAUGGCAUGUGUGAUUAUAAUGUGGAGUGGAAUGGCUGGUACAGGCUGUUCUACAAUGGCCAAAAUGCCCAGAUGCCAGAAUCAUGUGUUAAUUUUGGUAUGUGUGGCUCUUAUGAGCCUCUGUGGCUCGGCGGCCCUCAUCCACAGCUGGAAGAUGGAGUGGUCACCCGUCAGGUCUGUGUCUCCUCAUGGGAUGGCUGCUGUACUUACACGUCCCACCCUAUACGAGUCAAAUCCUGUCCUGGAAAUUACUAUGUUUAUGAAUUUGUGAAGCCAUCUUUUUGUGGAGAUUACUGUGUAGAAGCCACAAGUCAGUCCUUCACAUCAGUGUCUACAACAACAGAGACAAUUCCACCCAUAGAAUCCAUUACUACACCAAUCACAACCACUGCUCUCCCUGUUGACCCCUGCUACAACUACAAUGUCCUGGAUGAUUCAUGGAGAUCCACCAACAAUCAACAUUCCUCUCAACUAAUGUGUGAUGCUGUGGUCAGCUGGAGAGGCUGGUACCGUCUCUUCAUUCAGGAUCAGAGCGUUCAGAUGCCAGACACAUGUGUUGAAGAGUAUAGUUGUGGCACUAAUGCUCCACUCUGGCUGAACGGAGGACAUCCAACAGUUGAGGAUGGAGUGGUCACUCGAGAUGUCUGCGGUCACUGGGACAAUAACUGCUGCCAUUUCCAAUCCAAUCCCAUUAAAGUCAAAGCCUGUCCAGGAGAUUAUUAUGUCUAUGAGUUUGUGAGUCCAACUACCUGCAGUUUGGCAUACUGUGCAGAUGCAAGGAACAUAAACACUACCUCUACUACUGUAAUGCCAGAGACAACCACAGAAACUACAACGACUGUUAACAGAAAUCCCUGUUCUGAACUCAGCUGCUCUGAGGAUGAAAGGUGCGGGAUGAUAAAUGGUGUUUACGGCUGUUUGUGUGAAAAGGACCAUCACAGAAGACAGCAACGUCAUGACUCUUUCGAUUUCUCAGAAACCUGUGAAAGCAGCUCUGGCUCCAUGUCUGUGUCUCGCUGUCAGCUCUUUGAGGCUGGUUUUCCAGCAGACGUCUUACACCUCAAUGAUCCCAGCUGCAAAGGAACGGUCCGGAAUGGCAGAGUGGAAUUCCAUUUUGAUAACGAUGAACACAUCUGUGGCACAAAUCUUGUGGCCAACGGCACCCACUUCAUCUACAGUAACUUUAUUCUGGGGACACCGAGGUCAGAAGGUCUCAUCAGCAGAGAGAAAAUCCUUAAGCUUUCUUUCAGCUGCGUUUAUCCUCAAACACAAACUUUUACUAUGAAUGCGGAAAUCAACCCACUGGAGACCAUUGUGCACGAGACCCUCCCCUCUGGUGAAGGCAGAUAUCAGGUUCGGAUGAUUCCAUAUGAGGAUGAUGAGUUUACCCGGCCCUUCACUGGUAGAGUGGAUGCACAGCUCGACCAGAAGAUGAAUGUGGAAGUUCGUGUUGAGGGGGUUGACAGCCGUCAGUUUGCCCUGGUGAUGGACACGUGUUGGGCUACACCUGUGAAUGAUCCUGAUUACAGUCUCCGCUGGGAUCUCAUCGUCACAGAGUAAAGCUGUUUGUAUUCUAAUGCUCAGUCUUAACUGUAACUGUAGCAUGUUUUAAAAACAACAUUUGAACAUUUGAUAGAUCAAAUAAGUAAUAAUCCAUAUCACUUUUAGGGUUUCCUCAGAAUUGCAUCUUUCAGUAUUUAAGCAUAAGAUCCCAUGUUUUGUGCCUGGAACACAAAUGUGUGAAGAUUUACAGGAUUACUUUUGAAUUGAAUGAAUGGAGCUGCUGCAGUGGAGCUGCUGCAGAACGGCGUCUCGACAUCCAGCCGUUUCUCCUUCAGAUUGUUCAUCUUCACUGAAAACUCCACUAAGCUUUACCUGCACUGUGCUGUUCACCUUUGCCUUCUGUCGAGCAAUCGCUGCUCAACGGUGAGUUUAAAAUAUGUGAAGGUUUACGAAUAUAACUUUUAAGAAAUGCAUAUGCUUAUGUUACAGUUCAGGAACGUAUUUCUAUAGCAGACUUUGAUCUGGUAAAUGUACAUGAUGGAAAGUAAUAUGUAAAGUUAGCCAUAUCUCAGCAAGAGAAUGACAGUUGGUUUACAUGAUGUAGGGUAAUUAUUAAAUUUAAUUUAGCUCAAAGGGAAUUUGAACAGAAUCACUGU